This is a messenger RNA of Fukomys damarensis (Damara mole-rat), 9175 nucleotides long. RefSeq names its product tetratricopeptide repeat, ankyrin repeat and coiled-coil containing 2 (gene Tanc2). NCBI's taxonomy places the organism in Eukaryota, Metazoa, Chordata, Mammalia, Rodentia, Bathyergidae. Gene Ontology annotation, molecular function: protein binding. Gene Ontology annotation, cellular component: dendritic spine. The transcript is spliced from 27 exons. Bases 21 to 6263 code for a protein of 2080 amino acids. Gene Ontology annotation, biological process: regulation of dendritic spine morphogenesis. The record is from RefSeq and is a predicted model, not a curated record.
UGUACUAGAAUAGCACAACCAUGUUUCGGAAUAGCCUCAAGAUGCUUCUUACUGGUGGGAAAUCAAGUCGCAAAAAUAGGUCAAGUGAUGGAGGGAACGAGGAACCAACCGAUCGAAGACAGUCAAGUGUAGAUUCUCGCCAAGGCCGCUCUGGGCAAGGUGGCAUCUCCACAGAAAGCGAUUGUGCUUUUGAGCCAGACUAUGCUGUUCCACCACUUCCAAUGAGUGAAGGUAUGCAGCACAUUCGGAUUAUGGAGGGCAUGUCUCGCUCUCUUCCAUCCUCCCCCUUACUCACACAUCAGUCUAUCAGUGUUCGGCUCCAGCCUGUGAAGAAGUUAACUGCCCCUCUGAGGAAAGCAAAGUUUGUUGAGAGCCCACGAAUUCCAGAAUCCGAGCUUGGCUCCCCAACACUUACUUCAGCUCAGAAACUGGACGUGGAUGCAUACUGCCCUGGUGAUGCUGAACAGGAACUUGGCCCCCCUCCAUCUGUAGAUGAGGCAGCGAACACACUCAUGACUCGUCUUGGUUUUCUCCUUGGAGAAAAAGUUACGGAAGUUCAGCCAGGUGACCAAUACAGCAUGGAAGUACAGGACGAAAGUCAGACCUCAGCAAUCACUCAGCGGAUUAGUCCUUGUUCCACCCUGACUAGCAGCACUGCCUCUCCACCAGCCAGUAGCCCCUGCUCUACUCUCCCACCAGUCAGUACAAAUGCAACUGCCAAGGAUUGUAGCUAUGGGGCUGUUACUAGUCCAACCUCCACUCUUGAAAGCAGAGAUAGUGGCAUCAUUGCUACAUUGACAAGCUAUUCUGAAAAUGUGGAACGCACAAAAUAUGUUGGAGAAAGCAGUAAAGAAUUAGGAUCUGGAGGAAACCUAAAGCCUUGGCAGUCUCAAAAAUCCAGCAUGGACUCCUGUCUAUAUCGAGUAGAUGAAAACAUGACUGCUUCUACCUAUAGUCUAAAUAAGAUUCCAGAGAGGAAUUUAGAAACAGUUUUAUCUCAAUCAGUACAAUCUAUUCCUUUGUAUCUUAUGCCUCGGCCAAAUUCAGUAGCAGCCACCAGCUCUGCCCACCUGGAAGACCUUGCUUACCUGGAUGAGCAGAGACAUACACCUUUGAGAACUUCUCUUCGAAUGCCAAGGCAGAGUAUGGGUGGAGCACGCACGCAGCAGGAUUUAAGAGUUCGCUUUGCACCUUACAGGCCUCCAGAUAUCUCCCUGAAGCCUCUGCUCUUUGAAGUCCCCAGCAUCACUACAGAGUCAGUGUUUGUUGGUCGAGAUUGGGUUUUCCAUGAAAUAGAUGCUCAACUUCAAAGUUCAAAUGCCAGCGUGAACCAAGGAGUGGUGAUUGUGGGAAAUAUUGGGUUUGGAAAAACUGCCAUCAUCUCAAGACUGGUGGCCCUUAGCUGCCAUGGUACCCGGAUGAGACAGAUCGCCUCAGACAGUCCACAUUCCUCCCCAAAACAUGUAGAUGCCAACAGAGAGCUCCCACUCACACAGCCACCUGCAGCCCACUCAUCCAUCACCAGUGGAAGCUGCCCAGGAACCCCAGAAAUGCGCAGGCGGCAAGAGGAGGCUAUGAGAAGACUAGCCUCACAGGUGGUUGCCUAUCACUAUUGUCAAGCAGAUAAUGCCUAUACUUGCCUGGUACCAGAAUUUGUCCACAAUGUGGCUGCCCUGCUCUGCCGCUCACCUCAGCUGACAGCAUAUCGGGAACAGCUUCUUCGAGAGCCUCACCUGCAAAGCAUGCUGAGCCUUCGGUCCUGUGUUCAAGACCCCAUGGCUUCCUUCCGGAGAGGAGUCCUAGAGCCCCUAGAGAAUCUCCAUAAAGAGAGAAAAAUCCCAGAUGAAGAUUUCAUCAUUUUAAUUGAUGGAUUAAAUGAAGCAGAAUUUCACAAACCGGAUUAUGGGGAUACAAUUGUAUCAUUUCUGAGUAAAAUGAUUGGAAAAUUUCCUUCUUGGCUCAAACUAAUUGUAACAGUUAGGACCAGUUUACAGGAAAUUACCAAGUUGCUGCCUUUCCAUAGGAUUUUUUUGGAUCGACUAGAAGAGAAUGAAGCCAUAGACCAGGACCUGCAGGCUUACAUCCUGCACCGGAUACACAGCAGCUCAGAGAUCCAGAAUAACAUUUCACUUAAUGGCAAAAUGGACAAUACUACAUUUGGCAAGCUCAGUUCUCAUCUGAAGACCCUCAGUCAGGGGUCUUAUCUAUACCUGAAACUCACAUUUGACCUCAUAGAGAAAGGCUAUCUAGUGUUAAAGAGCUCUAGCUACAAAGUAGUUCCUGUUUCACUCUCAGAGGUUUAUUUACUCCAGUGCAAUAUGAAGUUCCCAACCCAGUCUUCCUUUGACCGGGUGAUGCCUCUCCUGAAUGUGGCAGUGGCCUCUCUCCACCCACUGACUGAUGAGCAUAUCUUUCAGGCCAUCAAUGCUGGUAGCAUUGAAGGUACACUAGAAUGGGAAGAUUUUCAGCAAAGAAUGGAGAACCUCUCCAUGUUCCUAAUCAAGCGCAGAGACAUGACUCGUAUGUUUGUACAUCCUUCUUUUCGAGAAUGGCUUAUCUGGAGAGAAGAAGGAGAGAAAACCAAAUUUCUGUGUGAUCCCAGGAGUGGUCACACGUUACUUGCCUUUUGGUUUUCCCGCCAAGAGGGAAAACUAAACCGACAGCAGACCAUUGAACUGGGACAUCAUAUCCUCAAAGCACACAUCUUUAAGGGUUUGAGUAAAAAAGUUGGUGUAUCAUCCUCCAUCCUCCAAGGUCUCUGGAUCUCCUAUAGCACAGAAGGUCUUUCCAUGGCAUUGGCAUCUUUACGAAAUCUCUACACUCCAAAUAUAAAGGUCAGCCGACUGUUGAUUUUGGGAGGUGCCAAUAUUAAUUACCGGACAGAGGUUUUAAAUAAUGCUCCAAUUCUAUGUGUUCAGUCUCAUCUUGGUUAUACAGAAAUGGUGGCCCUGCUUUUAGAGUUUGGGGCCAACGUGGAUGCCUCAUCUGAAAGCGGCCUGACUCCUCUGGGGUAUGCUGCAGCAGCAGGGUUCCUGAGCAUUGUGGUGCUACUGUGCAAGAAACGGGCCAAGGUGGAUCACUUGGAUAAGAAUGGGCAGUGUGCCUUGGUUCAUGCUGCACUCCGAGGUCAUCUAGAGGUUGUAAAAUUUUUGAUUCAGUGUGACUGGACAAUGGCUGGCCAGCAGCAAGGAGUGUUUAAGAAGAGCCAUGCCAUCCAGCAGGCCCUCAUUGCUGCAGCUAGCAUGGGUUACACUGAGAUUGUCUCCUACCUACUUGAUCUUCCAGAAAAAGAUGAAGAAGAAGUGGAGCGAGCACAGAUCAACAGCUUUGACAGUCUCUGGGGAGAGACAGCCCUUACAGCUGCAGCCGGCAGGGGUAAACUGGAGGUGUGCCGUCUGCUCUUGGAACAAGGUGCUGCAGUGGCCCAGCCAAACCGCCGAGGGGCGGUGCCCCUAUUUAGCACUGUUCGCCAGGGCCACUGGCAGAUUGUUGAUCUUCUGCUCACCCAUGGAGCUGAUGUCAAUAUGGCAGAUAAGCAAGGCCGCACUCCCCUAAUGAUGGCUGCUUCUGAAGGCCACCUGGGAACCGUUGACUUUCUACUUGCACAAGGUGCCUCCAUUGCUCUAAUGGAUAAGGAAGGGUUGACAGCACUCAGCUGGGCUUGUCUGAAAGGCCAUCUCUCAGUGGUACGCUCUCUGGUGGAUAAUGGAGCUGCCACCGACCAUGCUGACAAGAAUGGCCGUACCCCACUGGACCUGGCAGCUUUUUAUGGUGAUGCCGAAGUGGUCCAGUUCCUGGUAGAUCAUGGGGCCAUGAUCGAGCACGUUGACUACAGUGGAAUGCGCCCUUUGGAUAGGGCAGUAGGGUGCCGGAACACUUCUGUUGUUGUCACUCUCCUGAAGAAAGGAGCCAAAAUAGGUUGUCAGACGUUACCGAGUCGCCCACGAGGUCCAGCCACAUGGGCGAUGGCCACCUCCAAACCAGACAUCAUGAUCAUCCUGUUGAGCAAGCUGAUGGAAGAGGGGGACAUGUUUUAUAAGAAAGGUAAAGUAAAGGAAGCUGCCCAGCGCUACCAGUAUGCUCUGAAGAAAUUCCCUAGAGAAGGGUUUGGUGAGGACUUGAAAACCUUCCGAGAGCUAAAAGUGUCUCUCCUCCUCAACCUCUCUCGAUGUCGCCGGAAAAUGAAUGAUUUUGGAAUGGCGGAGGAAUUUGCUACUAAGGCCCUGGAGCUGAAACCGAAAUCUUAUGAAGCUUACUAUGCAAGAGCAAGGGCAAAACGCAGCAGCAGACAGUUUGCAGCGGCCUUAGAGGACCUGAACGAGGCCAUCAAGCUAUGUCCAAACAACCGUGAGAUCCAGAGACUCCUCAUGAGGGUAGAAGAAGAGUGCAGACAGAUGCAGCAACAGCAGCAGCAACCUCCACCACCACCACCACCACCACAGCAGCAGCCUCAGCAGCAGUUACCGGAAGAGACAGAACCUGAACCCCAGCAUGAAGAUAUAUACUCCGUACAAGAUAUAUUCGAGGAGGAAUACCUGGAACAGGAUGUUGAAAAUGUUUCCAUUGGCCUCCAGACAGAGGCUCGGCCCAGUCAGGGGCUCCCAAUAAUCCAGAGCCCACCCUCCUCUCCAGCCCAUCGGGAUUCAGCCUACAUCUCUAGCUCACCUCUUGGCUCUCAUCAGGUUUUUGACUUCCGGUCCAAUAGUUCUGUUGGCUCUCCCACUAGACAGGGAUAUCAGUCCACCUCACCUGCUCUUUCUCCAACUCACCAGAACUCUCAUUACAGGCCUAGUCCACCACAUACUUCCCCAGCUCAUCAAGGUGGAUCUUACCGUUUUAGCCCCCCUCCUGUAGGAGGGCAGGGCAAAGAAUACCCAAGCCCUCCCCCUUCCCCUCUUCGCAGAGGACCUCAGUAUCGGGCCAGCCCUCCAGCUGAAAGCAUGAGUGUCUACAGAUCCCAGUCCGGUUCACCUGUGCGCUAUCAGCAAGAAACAAGUGUUAGCCAGCUUCCGGGCAGACCAAAGUCUCCAUUAUCCAAAAUGGCCCAGCGUUCCUACCAGAUGCCUCAGCUUCCCGUGGCAGUUCCCCAGCAAGGGCUCAGGCUACAGCCUGCUAAGGCCCAGAUUGUGAGAAGCAACCAGCCCAGCUCAGCAGUUCACUCAAGCACUGUCAUCCCCACAGGAGCAUAUGGCCAAGUUGCCCAUUCAAUGGCCAGUAAAUACCAGUCUUCACAAGGAGACAUGGGAGUAAGUCAGAGCCGGUUGGUUUAUCAAGGAUCAAUUGGGGGAAUUGUAGGGGAUGGGAGGCCUGUGCAGCAUGUCCAAGCCAGCCUAAGUGCAGGUGCCAUCUGUCAGCAUGGAGGGUUGACCAAAGAAGAUCUUCCACAGCGACCUUCCUCCGCUUAUCGAGGUGGCAUGAGAUACAGCCAGACACCACAAAUUGGGCGUAGCCAGUCAGCAUCCUAUUACCCAGUAUGUCACUCAAAACUAGAUUUGGAGCGUUCCUCCAGCCAGCUAGGUUCCCCUGAUGUGUCACAUUUAAUCAGAAGACCUAUCAGUGUCAACCCUAGUGAAAUUAAGCCCCACCCACCAACCCCCAGGCCACUGCUGCACUCUCAGAGUGUGGGCCUUCGCUUCUCCCCAUCUAGCAAUAGCAUCUCAUCCACCUCCAACCUGACUCCCACCUUCCGGCCUUCUUCCUCAAUUCAGCAAAUGGAGAUCCCACUGAAACCGGCAUAUGAUAGGUCAUGUGAUGAGCUGUCGCCAGUAUCUCCCACUCAGGGAGGUUACCCCAGUGAGCCUACCCGAUCCAGGACCACACCAUUCAUGGGGAUCAUAGAUAAAACAGCCCGGACUCAACAGUACCCCCACCUUCACCAGCAGAAUCGGACCUGGGCCGUUUCAUCAGUGGAUACCGUACUCAGUCCCACAUCUCCAGGCAACCUGCCUCAGCCUGAGUCCUUCAGUCCACCAUCAUCUAUCAGCAACAUUGCCUUUUAUAAUAAAACCAACAAUGCACAGAAUGGCCAUUUGCUGGAAGACGAUUAUUAUAGCCCCCAUGGGAUGCUGGCUAAUGGGUCCCGCGGAGACCUCUUGGAAAGAGUCAGCCAAGCCUCCUCCUAUCCCGAUGUGAAGGUGGCUCGGACCCUACCCGUGGCUCAGGCAUACCAGGACAACCUGUACAGGCAGUUGUCCCGGGACUCUCGACAAGGGCAGACAUCCCCUAUCAAACCAAAGAGACCGUUUGUGGAAUCUAAUGUUUAAAAGACAUUUGUUGGAGUGAGACCCAUAUGUUUUCACUGCACAUUUUCAGGCUUGGUUUCCACAUUGAGGUAGUUCUCUGGCUUAAUUUCUCAUGUAAUUUAUGUGUGGUGUUCAGAGGUGGCAGCCCACAUGCUGAAAUCCUUUGCAUGCAGCCAACUGGGAAGCUGGCCUCCAGAAAGCCAGGACUUCAGUUUCUCUGGUCUGUGCCCCAGCCACAUGCUCUCCUCCCUCUUCAGAUGCCAACAAGGAGAUUUCUGUGCUGUGUGCUCUAACCCAGGGAGAUCAGACAACACUGGUCAGCUUUUUCCAGGAGACAAUCGCUUUCACUGAUGUUCUUGUUGUAUAAAUGUCUUUUUUCCUUUUUUAAAAAGUAAGAUGUUCUUGUUCGUUUUCUUCUAGGAACUUUAGAAAAGAGCGUGAUGCCCCUUUGCCUUUGCAUUCUUAUCCAGUGCUAUCCAAAUAGCCAGCCCCAGUGCAUUCCUGUGCCAUGGUCUCCUCCCUAGACUCCAGCUCCCUGCAGUCACCAGGUCUAGAAUGUUCAUUUGCAUUAUUGCUGGUCUUCCUAUGGGGUAGAAGGGUCAAGGAAACAGAAGAAAUAAGUCUUUCAGAUUAGAAGAAAAACAGCAUAAUUAUUUGAAGCAUCGCUACAGUGAUUUUCCAAGAGGCAUUUUAAGGACAUUUAGGAAACAGCCAACCCUUUAAGUGCAUCAGUCAGCCAUGGAAAUUCAAUGAGUACCAUGGGCAUUUUUAUAAAGAAUUCACUGAGAAUUAUUCUUAUCUUUUAAACCAGCAAUUAACCACUAAAAGCUGCUGAUUUUCCAAGGGUAGGAAAGGGAAUAAAUACAGAGAGAGAAAACAGAACAAAAGGUUCUGGAUUCUCAGCAAAAUGUUAUAGAGUAUCUGUUCUGUUUUAGAUACUGAAACGUCCCUGAGCAUCAGAUUCCACAAAAAGCAAGCUAUUCCUGAGGGUUGUCUGGUGUAAUAAUCCCAAUUGUUGUAUUUUCACUGAGAGCAUACUCUUGUUUUACUGACCAUACUCUGUUUUCCAACCCAGAUUGUGUUGAGAAGAACUUGGUUCUUCACAAAGCUGAUUGGAUCUUCUUGGGACUGUAAGACUGAUUCUGAGGGCUUCCACUCAAGGCCAUUGCAUUCCAUGCCAGUUGUCUAAUUCCAUUUCAAGAUUUAUAGUUUCAUCAUUCACUACUAGAAGAAUUGUUUUCUUUUGCUAGGGGUGUUUGGGGAGUUGCUAUUGGAAUAUCAGACACAGAAAAGAGUGUUUAAGGUUGAAGACCCUUUCAGUCCUAUUUUCUAGCCCUUAAUGGGGACAUGAGACAGAAAAAAAGUUUCCUCUCCAGUCGUUCUUUACACAUCUUCUAGGUCUUGUGCUUGUUUGGUAACCUAACCUGUGAUUGAAUGAGGCCACUAUGAAAUGGACAGCAAGAACAUUGAAACCAAAGCCUUAGCAUGGUCAUGUUACUGGCUGCACAUCAGCCCUUGAAACUAAGUGGCUCAACCCAAUAAACUUAAACAGCUGAAACUAAACAGAAGAGCAUUAGUUCCCUGUUGUUAGAAAUAAUUCUGCUCUUGUUAGUAAAGGGCUAUAGGAAGGGAAGUUUCCUGAAUAAAAUCUAGUUGUGACCAGACUCAUUUGUAGAAGUCCUCUCUGAAAGGAUCAUUAAGACAUGAGGAGCAUAAAACAGAAUUCAGAAACAUUUCUUUACUCAUUAAGAUCCUGCCAAGUAGAUGGGCCUCCUCAGCCCCAAGCCUAAGACAGCCUAACCCCCAUACUCAUCUCUGUUCGUGGAACAAACAACUGACCCAACUGCAGAAACGUAAGGACUGCCUCUUCUCAAGGAGACCAGGGUGGGACUCUAUCUCCUUACUUUUCUGUAUCUCACAUGAGGAAGAGAAAGUGUGGGCUGGAGGUGUAGCUCAGUAAUAAGAGUGCCUGCCUAAUGUGUAAGGCUGCAGGACUCCCAGCUAUAGGCUGAUACCACAGCUUCAUACUUCAUUUCCUUUCUUUCUUUUUUUCUGAUGCUGGGGAUUGAAUCUGUAGCUUCUCAGCUGUCUUUUUGGCCAGGUCUCAGACGUGUUUAUCUGUUUGCAAUUUUGUCCUAUUUAAAUCACCUCUCAGUGGGGAACUGCUACAUUUUGAUGAAUUUCUCAGCCUAUUAAAAAAGUGCCCCUACCUGUUUGGAAUGCCACACAUACCAUCCACACUCACCUGGUAUGGUAGGUGGGCAAUUCAUGUGGUUUUACAAAUAUGCUACAUCUCCCCAAGGUUUUUCUUUCAGUUUUCCAGGACAAAUGAGAUUUAGGGACUACAUCCUAUUGGGCAAAAAUAUCAACUGUCAAAAUGCAGUUUUUUUAGCCAUAAGAGGGAGUGACUAUCACUAUUGGGGCCCGUUGUUUUACAGAGACACAUCGGGAAUUUAUUGGGGUAGAAGAUGAAGUUCUUCCUUGGAAGCUGACUGUGUACCCUUUUGUGCUAUUUCACUGCCAUGGGAUGAUCUUAGUACUGUAAUUUAGAGAUGUUCCUUCCUCAACAACAGGCAUUUGCUGAAUCAAUGUCUGGCUUCAGGUGGGAGGAAAUUUUUCAAAUGAAGCUGGUUAAAUUCCACUUACCCAAUCCACAUCACUCUGAAAUGGAGAUAGAGGUAACAAACUUCAGCUUAUAAGUUUCUUACCAAAUCAUAUGUUCCCUUUGCCCACAAUUCUUGCACUAAUGGGUUUCCAUCACAUCAUGUCUAUAAAUGGGUGCACUUUACUGUUUGAAUUUGUAACUCUGAUAAAUACUGGAUAUUUAAGUGUGAGUAGUGUCUUUGUUAGGAAUUAGCAGAAUCGCUCUUGUCAUUUAGUGUAUUUUUCAAGAAAAGGAAAAGAAAGAAAUCAAGCAGUGAAUCACAGCAUUU